Molecule: messenger RNA, 2704 nt
Organism: Cherax quadricarinatus
Lineage: Eukaryota; Metazoa; Arthropoda; Malacostraca; Decapoda; Parastacidae
Source: RefSeq, a predicted model, not a curated record
GGGAUGUGUGGGGAUUUCACACCCUCCGCUGGGAUGUGUUUGGCUGGAGAUGGUAGAGUGCGUGGUUGCGUUUCCAGGCUUGUGUGUGUGUGUUUGUGUGUGUGUGUGUGUGUGGAGGUGUGUUGAUGGCCGCCUCCCACAUCUGUAAAGCUGGGCUUGGCUCCUCCAGUGUGCUUCUUGGUGUUACGAAGGAAGAACGCAGUGCGGGUUCCUUCCUGGGUGCGUGUGUGUGUGUGCUGUGGCUGGAGUGUGAGAAGUGUUGCGUGCAGAGCAGUGUUGGUGGAGGCUGCAGCCGGGGCCAGGCAGGUCACACAACCAGUCUACACUUGUAAACAUGCGCGUGUUGUGGAGGCCAAAAAAAAAGGGAAUUUGCUAAGACCUUGAUCCCUUCUACAGGACCUCUGAGGGAGUCUGUGGCCAGACUCAGAGGAGAACUGAACAAGAGGACUUACGGAGAAGUUGACGAGGUGAAGGCCUCUUGUUGCCACGAGGAUUUACUUGAGUGAGAAGCUUGAGGUAGCAGUGGAGGUGGUGUCCCCUGCAGUGCCUCUGUGGGACGCACAAUGAGGCUGGGAGCUCCCUGGCCUCCUGUGGGAGUCCAGAAGCCUGGCCGGAGUGGACGCUGAGGACGCGAAGGCGCGGCAUGUGAGGCAGUGACUACCAUGAGGUGGUGGGAGGCUGGAGCCGUGGGUCUGGCCCUGCUGCAAGUGUUGGCCUUGCUUCUCCUGCUCCUGCAACCUGCACAAGCAACCUGGUGGUUCGUGUCACAGCUCAGUGCAUCCUACUCGUCUACGAGGAUCCACUGUGAGAACAUUCCUGGACUGGUGCGUCGCCAGAGGGUGCUGUGUAAGCGUCACCCUGACGCCAUGCUGGCGGUGACGGAGGGAGCCAUCCAGGGCGUCAGACACUGCCAGAAGCAAUUCCAAGACGCCCGCUGGAACUGCUCCACAAUCCCUAGAGACGCCUCCGUCUUCGGCAGACACGUCCUGAAAAGUACGAGGGAGGCGGCCUUCGUGUACGCUAUCAACAGUGCUGGUGUUGUCCAAGCCAUCACCCGAGCUUGUUCCAGAGGCGCCAUUACUAACUGCGCUUGUGACCUUAACAAACAGGGCAGCCAGAGGGACCGUGCGGGUCAGUUCAGCUGGGGCGGGUGUUCCGAUAACAUCCGCUACGGCACCGCCUUCUCCAGGAAGUUUAUCGACGCCAGGGACCGACGCCAGAGAGACGCCAGAGCACUUAUGAAUCUCCACAACAACCGUGCAGGCCGCAAGGCUGUAAGGAAGAAGAUGCGUCUUGAGUGCAAGUGCCACGGCGUUUCCGGCUCCUGUACCGUCAGGACCUGCUGGCAGACCAUGGCCCCCUUCGGAGCCACGGCUCGCUGGCUCAAAAGCCGCUAUGACGGAGCCACGGAGGUCAGCGUCCUGCCUAAUGGUGCUGGUCUUGUUCCCCGUCACGGAGACCACAAGAAACCCAGGAAGAAGGACUUAGUCUACCUUGAGCCUUCACCUGACUACUGUGACGCAGAUGUCUCCUCAGGGUUCACGGGCACUGGAGGUCGACAGUGUAACCGCACUUCCAAGGGUACUGACGGCUGCGACUUACUGUGCUGUGGUCGAGGUUACGACACCCGCAGGCGGCUCAUCAGCACUAAGUGUGAGUGCAAGUUCCAGUGGUGCUGCUCCGUCGACUGUAAAACCUGUGAGUCGUGGCAAGACCUUCACUUCUGCAAGGCGUGGCAGGAACCCUCACCUCGUGUCUGACCUGCCUAUCACCUACUCUUCCGUGUUUGACCUGCAUAUGGCCCGUUGUUACCAAGUUUUCCUAAUAAACAGGAUUCGUCAGCCUGUACAGCCAGCACAGGGGCCGUCACAUAGUAUUUGACCUACACAUUUCUUGAGCACUAGAGAUCUUAUUACCUAUUACUUCUUGGGAGUCUAUUUUCUCAGACUAUAACAUGAAACCUGUGUAAGACUGGCUCUCGUCGACAUGUUAGUCAUCCCAAGGCUGACCUGCUCGUUCUCAUGGCUCUGGCACUCUCUUCCUAAUUUACCAUUUAGAGAUGCAUUCUGAUUAAUAAUAAGACAACAAGUGUCUCAUUCUUCAACUUGUCGGUUUUUCUAAACCAUUACAACUCACGUAUUUGGAUCUGCAAGCCAACAUGUUCUCAAGAUUCGUGCGUGUCCCUGAGGCAAUUUGCAAAAUGGAUCAGAGGUGAGUGGAAAAUGACAUGAACGCAUUCACUCAGGACACUUUUACUGAGCCUCUAUCACUUCAUAUACAUGUCCCAAGGUCCCAAGACUUAAAUGAUUUACAUAAACAUGUGUCUUCUCACUACAUGGGCCAGGGAACGGAUGGGGUUUAAACCAAUGGCAAGAGAGUGCUGAACUUCACAGGCCAGUGUGUUAACAACUUUGAAUAUACAAGGACAAAUAGUCUUGGAUCAUGUACUUCAACUCUAAGAGCAGUAUUCUGAUGCCGUGGAUGUGUAAUACCAGACACAAGAAUAUUUCUUAUACCAAAAUAUAAGUAACCGGGAAAAAUGAUGAAUUAAUAAUUCAACGUACAACAAACACACGCAUUUGAAGUGAGGUUGAUAAAUUAGACCCAUGUACAACACUUGAGUGUUUUUAUUGUGGAAACGUUUCGCCACACAGUGGCUUCAUCAGUUCAAUAUAAAGAAGAAUGGUGAAGGACAGAAGGAGUU